Molecule: messenger RNA, 283 nt
Organism: Racocetra persica
Lineage: Eukaryota; Fungi; Glomeromycota; Glomeromycetes; Diversisporales; Gigasporaceae
Source: the annotation of a GenBank genome assembly
GUCUUCUUCUUCUACAUCUACUGGUAUUAAUUUACCGGUCCUUACUGUUUAUGUUUUUGGUCUUGUUAUUGAUGGGCCUGUAGUUGCUUUAGCUGAUAUACUUGCUGUUGUUGCUGCUGUUGUUACUGCUAAUAUGCUUGUGGUUGUUGCUGCUGGUAUGCUUGCGGUUGUUACUGCUAGUAUGCUUGCGGUUGUUACUGCUGGUAUGCUUGCAGUUGUUGCUGCUGGUGUGCUUGCAGUUGUUGCUGCUAUUGUUCUUAUGGUUGUUGCUACUGUUGUUCUU